This is a messenger RNA of Varanus komodoensis (Komodo dragon), 924 nucleotides long. RefSeq names its product olfactory receptor 6Y1-like. The coding region runs from base 1 to 924 and encodes 307 amino acids. Gene Ontology annotation, biological process: G protein-coupled receptor signaling pathway. Lineage: Eukaryota; Metazoa; Chordata; Lepidosauria; Squamata; Varanidae. The record is from RefSeq and is a predicted model, not a curated record. The transcript has a single exon. Gene Ontology annotation, cellular component: membrane. Gene Ontology annotation, molecular function: olfactory receptor activity; G protein-coupled receptor activity.
AUGGAAGAACUGAACCUGACCAAUGUCAGCUAUUUCAUCCUUCUAGGAUUCUCCACCUCUGCAGAGCUUCAGGUUCUCCUUUUUGUCCUCUUCAUCUUUGCUUAUUUGGUGACACUGAUGGAAAAUCUCAUAAUCAUCAUCACUGUUUGGUGUAACAGCAACCUCCACAAGCCCAUGUACUUCUUCUUGUGCAACCUUUCCUUUCUUGAAGUCUGGUAUGUCAUGGUCAUUGUCCCUAAGCUGCUGGCAGAUUUCCUCACAGAAGACAAACGUAUCUCGUUCCAAGGCUGCCUGACACAACUGUAUUUCUUUGUCACUUUUGUGUGCAGUGAAUAUAUUCUUCUGGCUGUCAUGGCUUAUGACCGAUAUUUAGCCAUAUGUUACCCGCUGCAUUACCCAGCCAUCAUGAACAAUGCACUAUGUGCUCAGCUGUCAGCAGGGUGCUGGACAUGUGGCUUAAUCACCUCUGCUAUCAAGCUCAGCUUCAUUGGCCAACUGAAGUACUGUGGCACGGACCAGGUCAAUCACUACUUCUGUGACAUUUCACCCCUCUUGAACAUCUCAUGCACUGAUUCUUCCAUGGCUGAGCUGGUAGAUUUUAUCCUGGCUCUUAUGGUUAUCAUGGUCCCAUUGUGCUUUGUUGUGAUGUCAUACAUCUACAUCAUCUCAGCAGUACUGAAGAUUCCUUCAUCUCAAGGCAGAAAGAAGGCCUUCUCCACUUGCAGUUCUCAUCUCACAGUGGUAGUGCUCUUCUAUUCCACCACACUCUUCACUUACGCACGACCCAAAGCCAUGUAUGCCUACAACUCUAAUAAACUGGUGUCAGUACUGUACACUGUGGUAGUACCCUUGAUGAACCCUCUAAUCUACUGCCUCAGAAAUAAAGAAGUGAAAAAUGCCUUGAGGAAGACACUGUCAGGUUAA